AUGCCCCCUUCUUCUUCCUUCACACCAAAACCCUUCAAAUCUUCUUCUUCUUCCUCUUCUUCAAACACUGCAAACACCAACUCCAAUCCAAACUCAACAUCCCUUCUCUGCAGACACUCUCCAUCAGCGACUCUUGACCUUCUCAUCCUAAUUUUAGUCCUUUUCUCCGGCACUUUCCUCUUGACUUCUUACUUCUCUUACAUCUUCAACUCCCUCUCUCUCCUCCUCUCUAACACCUCCCUUUCCCUUCACUUCCCCCUUUCCCUUACAUCUGUGGCUUCUUCGCUCUUUUUAUUCUCUCCAUCCUUUUUAUUGAGUUCUGCUGCGGACCCAGAUCUCGAAAGUGUGAUAAACCUGGCUACUGAGGAUUGUGUUAAAUCCAGUGCUGGUAAUGACGUUGAUAAGUUGCCUUGGAAAGGCGGGACUGAAUCCAAUCCUGAUUAUGAGUGUUUGAGAGCUGAAUUGAGGAAGAUGGGUCCGCCUAAUGGGAGGGCUAUUUUGCUUUUUCGUGCUAAGUGUGGUUGCCCUGUUGCUAAGUUGGAAGGCUGGGGACCUAAACGUGGUCGCCGGCAUAAAAAGGGUGAGGUUAACAAUAGGCACUUUCACUUGAUGUGCUUCGUUUUGUUUUCCUUUUCCAUAAUGUGGUUGCUUGUUGAUGAGUCAUAUGCCAAACCAUUUUCUAGUGCCUAUGGAUUUGAUACCGCUAUGUGUAGCACUAUAGCUGUUUUGGAUGAGUUUGGUGUGGGGUUGCCCAUUUCAAUUUGGGCUCAGUUGACUUGUGAUUUAAGUAAGUGCUGUGGAAGAUCUUUUAAACUCAAACCUGUUGAACAAAACUGGGCUCUGGCUAAUGUGGCUGCUAAUGGAGGAGAUCAUCGUUGA
Molecule: messenger RNA, 879 nt
Organism: Dovyalis caffra
Lineage: Eukaryota; Viridiplantae; Streptophyta; Magnoliopsida; Malpighiales; Salicaceae
Source: the annotation of a GenBank genome assembly